ACAACAUCACCGCAGAAAGAAGGGGGGAGAGAGAGAGAGAGAGCGAGAGAGUUGUUGUUUGUUUGGUUGCUAAGAAAAGAAUCGAAGAAAGCGAGAGAAAACAAAGACAAUAAUGAUGAUGCAGCUGAGAAAACUUUGCGCACACAAUUCAUAUACUCGUCAAUGAAAUGGAUGGAUUGAAAAUCAACACCACCUUCCUCUUCUUCGACCCACCACCACCACCACAACCAUGACCACCCCCUUUAAACCCCUUCUCUUCAUUACUCUUUCUCUCUCCUCUCUCUGUCAUGGACUCCGCGACCUCUCGCCCCGCCAUCGUCAUCGACAACGGCACAGGGUAUACUAAAAUGGGUUUUGCUGGAAAUGUUGAGCCGUGUUUUACACUCCCCACAGUCGUCGCUAUCAACGAAUCGUUCGUAAACCAACCUCGAAGUUCCGGGAAAGGAAGCAAUUGGCUAGCCCAGCAUAGCGCUGGUGUAAUGGCCGAUCUCGAUUUCUAUAUAGGAGAUGAGGCUUUGUCUAGAUCUCGAUCUAAUAAUACUUAUACUCUUACGAAUCCAAUUAGGAAUGGUCAGGUCGAUAAUUGGGAUGCCAUGGAACGAUUUUGGCAGCAGUGUAUAUUCAAUUACUUGCGGUGUGAUCCAGAAGAUCAUUACUUUCUGUUGACUGAGAGCCCGCUUACUCCGCCGGAGAGUCGCGAGUACACCGGUGAAAUUAUGUUUGAGACUUUCAAUGUUCCGGGGCUUUAUAUUGCGGUGCAGCCGGUGCUUGCUCUUGCAGCUGGGUACACUACAUCUAAGUGUGAGAUGACAGGGGUUGUAGUGGAUGUUGGAGAUGGGGCUACUCAUGUUGUACCUGUUGCAGAUGGUUAUGUUAUUGGAAGCAGCAUUAAGUCAAUUCCCAUUGCCGGGAAAGAUGUUACUCUCUUCAUCCAGCAGCUUAUGCGGGAAAGAGGAGAGCAUGUUCCGCCUGAAGAUUCCUUUGAAGUAGCUCGAAAAGUGAAGGAAACAUAUUGCUACACUAGUUCCGAUAUUGUCAAGGAGUUCAAUAAGUAUGACAGAGAACCAGCUAAAUACAUCAAGCAAUAUAAAGGAAUCAAACCAAGGACAGGGGCACCAUACUCGUGUGAUAUCGGCUAUGAACGAUUUCUUGGUCCUGAGGUUUUCUUUAGUCCUGAGAUUUACAGCAGCGACUUUAGCACCCCUUUACCAGCUGUAAUAGACAAGUGUAUUCAGUCUGCACCAAUUGACACAAGAAGGGCAUUGUAUAAGAAUGUAGUGUUGUCUGGGGGAUCCACAAUGUUCAAAGACUUCCACCGAAGGUUGCAACGAGAUCUAAAGAAGAUUGUGGAUGCUCGUGUUCUUGCAUCUGAUGCUCGGCUUGGUGGAGAAAUAAAAGCACAACCGGUGGAGGUCAAUGUAGUCAGCCAUCCCAUCCAGAGGUAUGCGGUCUGGUUUGGAGGCUCUGUCCUUGCAUCAACAUCAGAAUUUUUUUCGGCUUGCCAUACGAAAGCAGAGUAUGAAGAAUAUGGAGCAAGCAUUUGCCGUACAAAUCCUGUUUUCAAGGGGAUGUAUUGAUGUGAUGAGAGACCUAUUUCAGAGGAUGUUGUAAAGGCAUUUCAUGAUUGUAAUGCUUAAUCAAAUGCCUCAUCUUUCCCGCCUCUAACACGCUCCACGGUUUCAUUUCCGACAUCCAAUCCAUUUCUGACAUCCAAUCCGAUCUUCGCUUGACGUUCCUGUGUAAUUACGGAUUUAGCCCCUGGGAGGCGGUGUACAAUAGAUGUCCAGUCUCAACUGUAAGAGAAAUGAGUCUCUUGUAAUUCUUUCAUUAUGAAACAAGAAGUCUUUGUUGGAUUAGAUAAAAAGAGUCAUCAUUUAGUCGAAGGCUGAUAAGAAUUUUUCAGUUUUUGUUGGGAGAAAUUAUUCCCUAAUAGGACAGACAGACAUUUUCUUGGUUAGGUUGUUCGAUUCAUUUUGGAUUGGAGUUGGGAGGAAUAUAGAGUUGCCAUAAUGAUUUAGUAGUUUGAUUUAUAUGUAUUUGAUCUUAACUUUUCAUCCAUGUAUGUACAUUUCCAUUUCACAUAUUCUUGAACUGUUUUGGAAAUUCUUAUCUA
Molecule: messenger RNA, 2113 nt
Organism: Camellia sinensis
Lineage: Eukaryota; Viridiplantae; Streptophyta; Magnoliopsida; Ericales; Theaceae
Product: actin-related protein 3
Source: RefSeq, a predicted model, not a curated record